GCUCCCCCUCGGCCCGAGGGCCGCGGCGGGAGCGGCGCGGUGAGCGCGGCGCGAGGCUGGCAUGGCCCGAGUGCUGGCCGUCGGUAUCGCGCUGGUCGGCCUUCUGGCCUCGCCGGCGGCCGGAUCCCGAGGCCCCCGCGCCCGGCCAAAGGCGCCAGGCAGCGGCUCCGCGCUCGCUGUGGUGGGCGGCGCCUCCAGAGGCGAUGGUUCCGCGUUCGCUGUGGCGGGCGGCGCCCCCAACGAGUCCAGCAGGCCGGCGCUCGCUGGCCCUCCGGAGCUGGGCCGGCUGGCCGAGGUCCAGGAGGAGCCCGCGGGGGGGGACGUGGAUGGCAUGAUGGCUAAGAUGUGCAAGACCCACCCGGAUCACCCGAUGUGCGCGCAGUUCGUCACCAGCACCACGACCACCACUGUGACCACCACCACGGUGACCACGACGACCACCAUGACGACCACCGUGACAACCACGACGGUGACGACCACGACUACCGCGACAAGCACAACAAGCAGCACGAGCACAACCACGACAACCCUUACCACCACGACAACCACCACCACGGUGACUUCAACCAGUACCACAUCCACGGAGAGCACGACCACGACGACCACGAAUACGACUACCACCACAACCACGACAACAAUCACCACCACCACAACCACAACGAACACAACGAGCAGUACGAGUACAACCACGACCACCAUCACGACUUCGACAUCGACCACGACGACGACCACAAUCACCAGCUCGACCACCACGACCACAACCGCGACAACCACCACGACGCAGACUGCUAUGACCACGACUACGACGACAACAGUCACGACGACGACUGUCACCACGACGACGGUCACAACAACGACAGUCACAACAACGACUGCCACCACGACGACGGUCACGAGCACAACGACCAACAAGACGACGAUGCCAUGCCCGGGCUGUCCGACCAAUACGACCAUGGCUAGCAGCACAGCCACCAGCACCACAACCACAACUGCGACAACCACAACAAUAACCACCACAACCUUGACAACAACCACUGUCACCACAACCACGACGACAACCACAGUCACCAGCACAACUACAAUUACAACGACAACGAUCACGACAACAACGGGAACGACCACGACCGUCACGUCAACCACCACAACCACCGUUACCACGAGCACAAGUACCACAACGACCACAACCAUAACAACCAGUACCACGAAAACCACGAGUACCACAACUACGACCACCACGGCUACGACGACCACCAAGAGGCUGCUGAAGCGCCACCCGCAUCCGUCCGGCCAGACCGAGAUCGGCGACUGGCAGAACGAGUACGGCCAGCCGAACGCCAGCGCCGAGUGGAAGGGGUGGUGGGAGCGCACGCCGACAAGCACCGCACCCACGGGGGCCGCGGACCUGCACGCUCGAGGCGUGAGCUCUCACCGCGCAGUCGCCGGGGCGGCCGGUGGCGGCGCGGAGUCGCUGGUGAAGGCCAGCUCGGAGAGGGCGCGGCGCGUGGGGGCGGACCUCCACGGGGCCCGCGGCGGUGCGCUGCGGACGUCUGCUCCGUCCGCUUCGCGGGAGGCGGGGCGGGGGUCGCGGGAGUCGGCCGCCGAAUCGGCGGCGGCCGGCGGGGCCAGCCUGCACGGAGGCAGCAAGGCGGAGCGGAAGAGGUUCUUCGAGGAGGAGUGGAAGAGGUUCUUCGAGCACCGGGACUUGGGCGAGAAGAGGCCCCGGGUCCGGAGGGCGCCCGAGAAGUCCCGGGCAGUGCGGGAGGUCGACGGCGGGGGGCGGGUGCUGCCAGAGCCCGCCGUGGCGAGCUUGGCUGCCCAGUCGUCCGUCGGCAAGCGCUCGACAGCGACGCAGGGCCCAGACGGUGCACAGGCCCUGAGGACGGCGCGGCGGAGCCCCGUGCGCUGAGGCACCACGCCCGCAAAGACGGCUCCGCCGACGCGGGGCGGGCGAGCCGCAGCCCCGCGCGGCGCGGCGCGGCCCGGCGGCGCGGGCGGUGCGGGC
Messenger RNA from Prorocentrum cordatum, 2002 nucleotides. NCBI's taxonomy places the organism in Eukaryota, Dinophyceae, Prorocentrales, Prorocentraceae. The record is from the annotation of a GenBank genome assembly.